AUGUUUCUCGUCCCAUCGCACCGUGGCCUGAAUGGUGCAAUCCGACGACUCACUGAGCUGAAGAGAUGUGCCCUUCUUAAAUAUAGGCGAUUUCAGUUUCCUGCGGAGCUACAAGCUACUGGCAGCGCUACAAGAAUAGCAUCAUCUGAAAACAAUAGAACAAAUAUUAGCGAAGCUUUAUCAUCGUUUAUAUUUGCGUCUGUAUGCAUCAUAUACAUGUUUAUAGCCAACUAUAUGGGACAGAAUAUAAUCGACCAUAAUAAUCACGUAUUUAUUACUGCAUACAACGUUCAGUGGUAUAAAACUCCAUUAUAUAUACAAAGAAUGAUAUUAUUUUUACUGCAAAGAAAAGCCAAGGAAUUUUCAUUAAAUAUUGGUGGAAUAUUUAAUGCAUCCAUGGAGGGUUUUGCAACGCUAAUAAAAGCCUCAGUAUCUUAUUUCACAGUCAUGCAGUCUACACGAUGA
Atta colombica is the source of this 465-nucleotide messenger RNA. RefSeq lists its product as uncharacterized. Gene Ontology annotation, cellular component: plasma membrane. NCBI's taxonomy places the organism in Eukaryota, Metazoa, Arthropoda, Insecta, Hymenoptera, Formicidae. Gene Ontology annotation, biological process: detection of chemical stimulus involved in sensory perception of smell; sensory perception of smell. The record is from RefSeq and is a predicted model, not a curated record. Gene Ontology annotation, molecular function: olfactory receptor activity; odorant binding. The transcript is spliced from 4 exons. The coding region runs from base 1 to 465 and encodes 154 amino acids.